AUGAAGGACUUGGCAUCUUUGUUCGCCGACUUAGAUGUUCAGUAUAACGAUAAUCGACACUCAGAAGUUGUUACAACUUGUCAAAGAUUGAUUGACGGUGGAGUUGAAGACAAAACGCCAGUAUUGCGGCAAUGGCUCAUUGCUCUCAUCAAAAGCGACCAAUAUUACCAAUCAUGGGAUCUGUUGAAACGGUUUGAGUCUGAUAUAGCGGAUGACUUUAUUUUAGAGAGGUUAUACGUCCUCUACAAGCUAGGCUAUGCCAAGGAGUUUGAGAGGCUAUACAAGAAGGUGAAGACCUUGAUACACAGCUCGGGCGAUUCCCAGAAUAGAGGAAUUUUGCAUGUACGUGCUCAAUUUUUGAUCAAGACUGGCCACCACGACGAAGCCGCAGAAAUUUACAAAGUCUUGGCUCAAAACAAUGAACAGCAAUUAGACAACGAAACCGAGAUUGCGUGUAACGAGCGAGCUGCUGUUUCAUCAUCAAGCUUCGUACGCGACACAGCAUUGGUGACCAUAUUGAACGACGAAUCUUAUGAUCUUUUGUUCAAUGAGUCUCUUAUCGCUUUGGCAAAAGACGAACCAAAGCAAGCUAUCGACUAUCUCGUGAAAGCUGCGAGCUUAGCUGACAAGGAAGGCUCGGAGGAAGAUCAGUUCUCUAUUGAGCUUCAAAGAAGUUACGUCUUACAGGCAAUCGGUAAGGUUACAGAGUCUCAGGACAUACUGAGAGACCUUCAGCAAAAAAGUAAAGUUGGUUCCACCAACUACUUACUGGCUACUAGCAAUUUGAAGUCGUUUCAGGAUUUCUCCAAAUACUCUACGAAUAUUCCACUUUUGUCCCGCGAGCUGAAUGUGUCCAAACUGAGUGGUAUCGCUGGAAGCUUGGGCCAUGAACAACAGAACCGCAUCUUGAAUAACUUGCUAUUCCUGAAGCUUUUCAGCAAUUCCAGUAUUCAGCCCAAAAAAUCGAUUAUCUCUAAAACUUUUUCGCAAUACCAAGCGUUGGUGAACGAUGUUACUUUAGAGCCUUAUUACACUCAAGCGAAAAAGACUUACCAUCACGCUAUGUCCGCAAUCGCAUGUGGAACCGGGGGCAGCACUAUCGGCCUUCUUUUGUUAGCAGUUCAAUUGCAAGUUGUCGAAAAGGAAUGGGAAAGGGCAGUUCAUCUGUGUGAAACAUUUUUGAACCGUUGCUCUCCAGCUCUGACGGCCGAAUAUCGGAUUGUUUCUUGUAUAUUGUUUGAACUCUACCAGGAGAGUGGACGUACUGACUCGGUCAACUCUUUGCUUGAAAGAUUGGUUUCUGGAAUGGAAGAUCAUCAUAUCAAAGAUGAUCCUCUAUUUUGGAGGCUCGUGGCAUUCAAAUUUUUGUCUCAGGCUUGUCAAGAAAAGGCCAAUAAAAUAUUUGCCAAACUGCAGGUUCUGAGUCCUGAUUUGCCACUCACAAAUCCGGGUUUUGAGAAUCAUGAUCUCAGCAUUCACGAAUUGGAGUCCCUUGUUGACACGGUUGAUAUAGAGGCAAUUAAAUCGCAAGGCGCUACUGCCUUUGAAGGCCACGGCAAACAUAGCAAUCAGUUCAGGUUGGGGAGAGUGGUGAAGAAAAGAAGAAUUCACAAAAAUAAGAAGCUACCAAAAAAUUACGAUUCGACAGUGCAACCAAAUCCUGAAAGGUGGCUACCUUUGAAAGACAGGUCCGAUUUUAGACCUAAUAAGAAAAUUGCCGCCAAGCAAACUCAAGGCGGUUCAGUGGGUCGCAAGGGAGACCAUAAUUUAGACAUUUCUAAGAAAUCCAAGGCUAAGAAAAAUAGAUCCUAA
This is a messenger RNA of Lachancea dasiensis, 1812 nucleotides long. Lineage: Eukaryota; Fungi; Ascomycota; Saccharomycetes; Saccharomycetales; Saccharomycetaceae. The record is from the annotation of a GenBank genome assembly.